Malus domestica (apple) is the source of this 778-nucleotide messenger RNA. RefSeq lists its product as uncharacterized. Gene Ontology annotation, cellular component: chloroplast. The record is from RefSeq and is a predicted model, not a curated record. Lineage: Eukaryota; Viridiplantae; Streptophyta; Magnoliopsida; Rosales; Rosaceae.
AUAUAUAUUCUAAAGGGCCCGAUAAAUUGACCAUACCGCACCGUUUCAAUUAGGCGCAGAGAAGUAAUCGGACAAUACAUCUCCAGAUCUCAAAUCCCUUCAUCGACCCACCCACCCGCCAUGGCCUCCUGGCCCGCCUCCUCCGAUCGCUCUAAUCAGGAGGGUGGUGCUGCAAUCCGAAAGAGACAACCAGGACAUCAAGUCAAGUUCUUGAUUCCUCUUAUAUAUGCCCCUGUUCUUCCCCUCAUUCGACUCUCAUUGCGGAAGAAUCCGGUUGUGCGGGACCGCUUGUUUACUGCUGUGCUGGUUGGAGCAUUUGCUCAUGGCUUUUAUUUGGUAACUGAUCUGUAUGAUGCUGAGAGCAAGUAAAUUUCAAGAGCAGGGUUUGAGAUUAUGCAGUAGCUUACACCAACGUGAAUCGUUUUGCGGGUUCUUUCAGCUCUAUGUUCCAACUGCACCAACAUUUACUUUAGGCUAUUUUGAUACAUUGUCUUAGGAUAAUUUCAGAUUAUCUCCAUCUAUUAUGGAGCUAUAUUGAUAACCACAUACUGCGUUUCUUCUUCUUUUCGCCGGCGGGAGAUACAACCGCAAUUACUUUAGGCUAUUUUGAUACAUUGUCUUUGGAUAAUUUCAGAUUAUCUCCAUCUAUUAUGGAGCUAUACUGAUAACCGCAUACUGCGUUUCUUCUUCUUUUCGCCGGCGGGAGAUACAACCGCAAUCUGUUUUCGGCAUAUAAUUGCUAGUGAAUAAAUACAAAUGAGUGAACUGGUUUUGUCAA